AUGUUGGCAGACGCUCCAUCCGUGACGGACCUCGAGGUUUGCAUCAUCGAAAGUCACGAGCCAGGUACAAAGGUGCCACCGAAGAAAGACAAGGAGAGGCAGCCCAAGAAGAACAAAGAUAAGGGUGAGGAGGUUGAGAAGACCAGGAAGAAGAAAGGUCGUUCCCGCAGCCCGAGUUUGGCCGUGGAAGUAGAUGCUCCUCCGCAAGUGACGGACGGCGAGGCCCGGAAAGCUCAAGCCGGAAGUGCGGAUACAGCACAGGCAGGAGUUGCGGCAGCAGCAGCUCUCGGGUUCAAUGUGCUGCCGAAGCAGUCCAGCUAUGCGCCAAACGCCCCAGCUCCAGGUCUCCGCCCGUCGCUGCACGCACCGACAGCGCUUCCGACACCAAGUUCCACCUCGCUGGGGCAUCGCGUUUGUGUGCAGUACCUUUGCUUCACGCGCUGCGAUCGUGGCAGCAACUGUCCAGAGGCACACAUCAUGGAUCCAGAAGAGGAGAUGCGUGUCCGCGCAAAAUUCAAGAUGCAGGAGUGUAACCAAGGUGCGAACUGCACCCGGACGAGCUGUCUCUUCAGACAUCCCGGCGAGCGUGUGGAAGAGGCAAGUUUAUCUGGCAGUCAGCUGCAGAAGGCGACUCCACAAAGUGGUAUCACGCGGUAA
Messenger RNA from Symbiodinium sp. CCMP2592, 657 nucleotides. NCBI's taxonomy places the organism in Eukaryota, Dinophyceae, Suessiales, Symbiodiniaceae. The record is from the annotation of a GenBank genome assembly.